Molecule: messenger RNA, 695 nt
Organism: Melitaea cinxia (Glanville fritillary)
Lineage: Eukaryota; Metazoa; Arthropoda; Insecta; Lepidoptera; Nymphalidae
Exons: 2
Coding region: 1-543 (180 amino acids)
Source: RefSeq, a predicted model, not a curated record
AUGUAUAUGUCUGGAUUUUUCAUUAUUUCUUCUGAAUUGUCAGCGAGAAUGACUCCGCAAGAGGAGCGGGAGAAUUCGCGAGGAGCGGAGAUAGCCGACGCUUUUGAGGACGACAUGUUCGGUCCGCCGCGAACCGAGCCCGCCGCCAGACCCAAGCUCUCCAUGAUCUCCGCCCGCCUCCGCGCCAACGAGGAGCGCAAGCGAGUUAUAGAAAUUUGCUCACAAAAGUUGGAGAACAUCGAAGAUCCUGCACGAGAUCUCCGACGAUCUGUUUGUAUCAAUAAUACAUACUGCCGCCUCAGUGAGGAAGCACGUAAAGAGAAAGAAGCCAGAAGGAGGCGAGCAAGGGAAGAGUGUGACGAUUCAUGGAUAGGAAAGAAAGCACGCCGCGCCGUGGAGGACGAAUGCCUCGCCUUACUAGACGCGAUUCCCGAACUGGGUGACGCUAACCUCGGCUGUGCGCAGUUAGCGCGACAGAUGCAGGACGGUUCGCGACAAGACGUCCUCCUGCCGCCCGGACUUCUAACGGUACUCGACUCAUGACCACGCCGUCCCGCGCACAUGCACUCCUCGCUGUGAUGCCAGCGCCCCGAGUGAAGUAUUCUCGCGAGCCGAAGACGCUGAAUCCGCUGACCGAGUUACCGGACGCAUUCAGAACAACCUCGCCCGAUGCGUUCCGGAUCGCGGUCUCGACG